AUACAACGUCCUCGACACUCUUCACUCCCUCUAUCACUCGGCGCGCAGACAGUUCUAUGAUGUGAUCGGCUGUGAGCGCCUGUGGCGUGUUGUUUUUGUAUACUAUCUGGAUCCUGCUCAAUGGCAUCCGCCUCCUUUGUCCCCUUUGUUGCUUUUCUACUCUGUCUCUUCUGCCUAGGCUGCCACUCAAUCCCUGCCCAUCUCCGCGCCGAGCAUCAGUCAAUACGAUCGUACGCGGCCAUUGGGGACUCUUACGCUUCGGGAGCUGGAGCAGGCACUCCGGGAUGGCCACCGUACGCAGACUUCCGCUGUGGCCGCUAUUCUGACGCGUAUCCUAUCCAAGUGGCCAACAACUCCCUGAUCGCCAUCGAAAAAUCAAAAUUCAAGCAUCUUGCAUGCGGUGGCUUGACCAGCACGGUCAUCUUGCGAGACCAAGUCCCUUAUAUCGGCGAGUCGGACCUUGUUACCCUGACAGCCAGUGGAAAUGAUGUCAACUUCUUCGUCGUUUUGAAUGAGUGUGUCUAUCAUUGGCAGCCAUCGAUAGGCUGUGAAGCCCAGCUUGUCAAGGCUAGAGAGAUCAUCGAGACGACUGCACUGCUAAAUCUGGAGAAUAUCAUCUCCGGAGCCGUUCAGCACCUGAAACCCGGCGCGCUUCUGAUUGUUACGGGCUAUGCCAGGUUUUUCAACGAGGACACAGACUAUUGUGACACUGCGACUUUCAGCCAAACCAGACCUCUGGACUACCUGACGAAAACCAAGAGAAGGGAACUCAACCAAUUGGUGAUGAUGUUGAACGAUGUGAUCAAAGCGACGACCGAACUCCAUGGCGCCGUUUACCUGGACAUAGACGGUGCUUUUGAUGGCCAUCGAUUUUGUGAAUUCGGGGUCGAAGAACCCGAGAUUGACAGGAGCGACACUUGGUUCUUCAACAUGCCGCCGCCCAAGACCGCACAGUCCCUCGCCGGCUUGCCCUCUCAAGUGCCUUUGGGUGAUGCGGAUGGUAUGCCUGACCCUCAAGUCGUUCCUGAAUGGCCACAAAUCAAAAAGUGGAGGGUCUUCCAUCCUACCGGACCGGGGCAUCACGGUAUAUCGGAGGUGGUUGUGAGGGAGAUCCUGCGCCUCUCAAGCCCUGAUGGCCGUGAGUAGGUAGUCAGAUUGUCAAGAGAAUGGGGAAGAGUCGGGGGAUAGUGCAACUGUAAUGUUCUGAGUUAGCGAGCGUUUUGUAAGGAUAUGGGAAUGUCUGUACUGAGAGCCAUUUGUCGACCUUCUGUACUCAUUGAAUAAACUGUUUUCUGGACUUCCC
Messenger RNA from Cladophialophora immunda, 1303 nucleotides. RefSeq lists its product as uncharacterized. The record is from RefSeq and is a predicted model, not a curated record. Gene Ontology annotation, molecular function: hydrolase activity, acting on ester bonds. The transcript has a single exon. Bases 121 to 1146 code for a protein of 341 amino acids. NCBI's taxonomy places the organism in Eukaryota, Fungi, Ascomycota, Eurotiomycetes, Chaetothyriales, Herpotrichiellaceae.